Chelmon rostratus (copperband butterflyfish) is the source of this 3504-nucleotide messenger RNA. Its product is annotated as adenylate cyclase type 1-like. Gene Ontology annotation, cellular component: plasma membrane. Gene Ontology annotation, molecular function: adenylate cyclase activity. The record is from RefSeq and is a predicted model, not a curated record. Gene Ontology annotation, biological process: adenylate cyclase-activating G protein-coupled receptor signaling pathway; intracellular signal transduction; cAMP biosynthetic process. Bases 1 to 3504 code for a protein of 1167 amino acids. The transcript has 20 exons. NCBI's taxonomy places the organism in Eukaryota, Metazoa, Chordata, Actinopteri, Chaetodontiformes, Chaetodontidae.
AUGAAUGGCACUGACAUGGAGGAAAUACCGUUUCAGAAAGUCAAAACCAGGCGGAAGAGAAGUCACUGUCCACCGGGUGUCCCCUUGACCACCAUUGUGUGCGAGGACGAGUUCGACUGCAAGGAGCUCGAGUCCCUCUUCCAGAACUACAACCUGAAGCUGGAGCAGACGUCCACUCUCAAAGCCCUGGCUGUCCUCAUCUUCAUGUCCUCGACGCUGGCCGUGGUGGAGUUGCUGUCCGGCCCCAGCCUCACCAUCUCCAAGGGGUCCCAUCCGGUCCACUGUGUCAUCUUCGUCUCCCUGUUCAUCGUAACUAAUGUCAAGUACCUGCAAGUGACUCAGCUCCAACAGAUUGUCAACCUGACGCUGCUCUUCGGCUUCACUUUCUCUUUCCUCUGCUGUCCCUUCUCGCUGGGCGCGAUGGGGAUGGAGCCGCCGACGUCCCCGGAGCAGGGCAUGUGGCAGCUCAUCCUGGUCACCUUCGUCGCCUAUGCGCUCCUGCCCGUGCGGACACUCUUGGCGGUUGUGUUGGGAAUAAUGGUCUCCAUCUCGCAUUUGAUUGUGACCGCCACUUCUGUCACAGUGAAAACGCAGAAGCUGUGGAGGACGUUGGUUGCCAACACGGUGCUGUUCACCAGCGUCAACCUGUCAGGGCUGUUCGUGCGCAUCCUGACAGAACGAGCCCAGAGGAAGGCCUUCCUGCAGGCUCGCAACUGCAUCGAAGAGAGGCUCCGCAUGGAGGACGAGAACGAGAAACAGGAGCGCCUGCUAAUGAGUCUGUUGCCCAGGAACGUAGCUAUGGAGAUGAAAGAGGAUUUCCUGAAGCCCCCAGAAAGGAUCUUUCACAAAAUCUACAUCCAGCGCCAUGACAAUGUCAGCAUCCUGUUUGCAGAUAUAGUCGGCUUCACUAGCCUGGCCUCCCAGUGCACAGCCCAGGAACUGGUUAAACUGCUAAAUGAGCUGUUUGGAAAGUUUGAUGAGCUUGCCACGGAGAACCACUGUCGCAGGAUUAAGAUCCUGGGGGAUUGUUACUACUGUGUCUCUGGACUGACCCAACCCAAGACUGACCACGCCCACUGCUGCGUAGAGAUGGGACUGGACAUGAUUGACACCAUAACGUCAGUAGCAGAGGCCACAGAAGUCAACCUGAACAUGCGCGUGGGCUUGCACACAGGCCGGGUGCUGUGUGGAGUGCUGGGCCUCAGGAAAUGGCAAUAUGAUGUGUGGUCCAAUGACGUGACCCUAGCCAAUGUGAUGGAGGCUGGAGGACUACCUGGUAAAGUCCACAUCACCAGAUCCACGCUGGAGUGCCUAAAUGGAGAUUAUGAGGUGGAGCCUGGAAACGGACACGAAAGGAACGCCUUCCUCCAAAAACAUGAAAUUGAAACCUUCUUUAUAGUGCCAUCUCACCGACGGAAGAUAUUCCCAGGAUUGAUUCUUUCGGAUAUAAAGCCCGCCAAAAAGAUGAAGUUCAAAACUGUGUGCUACUUACUAGUGCAGCUUAUGCACUGCAGGAAGAUGUUCAAGGCUGAGAUUCCCUUCUCCAAUGUCAUGAACUGCGAGGACGGUGAUAAGCGGAGAGCCAUGCGGACGGCUCCACAGAAGCUGAGGAACCGCUCCAACACAAACCAGGCUAAUCUGCUCCAGAGCAGCCCCAGAACCCGGGUCAACCGCUACAUCGGCCGGCUGAUCGAGGCCCGCCAGACCGAGUCCGACACGGCAGACCUCAACUUCCUCACACUCAUGUAUAAGUGCUCUGAGCGCGAGCAGAGGUACCACCAGGUUCCUGAUGAGUACUUCACCAGUGCGGUGGUCCUCUCUCUGAUCCUAGCUGCCUUGUUUGGCCUUGUCUAUCUCCUCAUCAUACCACAGGGCACAGUGGUACUAGUCCUUCUCGUCUUCUGCAUCUGUUUCCUCGUAGCUUGUAUCAUGUACCUGCAUAUCACUAGAGUACAGUGUUUUCCAGGGUGCCUGACCAUUCAGAUCCGCACUGCUCUCUGUAUUCUCAUAGUGCUCUUAAUCUACGCUGUGGCCCAGGCCUGUGUGGUGGGCUGCAUGCCCUGGCUGUGGGGUAGUGCCAACACCAACAGCUCCAUCGUCAUCAUUGAUGUGGACAGCGGCGCCAACCACACCAUGGCGGAGCUGCCUUGUGACGGUGCCCGCUAUGCCUUUCUGGCCUGCGUGGUGGGCACACUCACCCUGGCACUUUUCCUGCGGGUCUCCUGGCUGCCAAAGAUGGCGCUAAUGCUCCUUCUGGGGGUGCUGUAUGUCACCGUGCUGGAGCUCAGCGGCUUUCGCAAGACCGCAGGUGGGGGGUCCUUCCACAUCCGGGGCUAUGAGCCCAUCCUGUCUCUGUUGCUCUUUGUCAGUGCCCUGGCCCUCCACUCCCGGCAACUUGACCUCAAACUACGCUUGGACUUCCUAUGGGCUGUGCAGGCGGAAGAGGAAAGAGACGGCAUGGAGAAAGUCAAGCUGGACAACAGGAGGAUCCUCUUCAAUCUCCUGCCUGCACACGUGGCUCAGCACUUCCUGAUGUCGAACCCCAGGAACAUGGUGAGCCUCGCUAAUAGACAGGCAGACAGACAGACAGACAAACAGGAUCUCUACUACCAGUCCUACGCACAAGUCGGUGUCCUGUUUGCCUCCAUCCCAAACUUCAAUGAUUUCUACAUCGAGCUCGAUGGCAACAACAUGGGAGUGGAGUGCCUGAGACUGCUGAAUGAGAUCAUUGCUGACUUUGAUGAGCUCAUGGACAAGGAGUGCUACAAAGACAUAGAGAAAAUCAAAACCAUUGGCAGUACAUACAUGGCAGCUGUGGGCCUCGUCCCCACCAUUGGUACCAAGGCCAAAAAAUCUGUUUACGACCAUCUGAGCACAAUAGCGGACUACGCCAUUGAGAUGUUUGACGUUUUGGAUGAAAUCAACUAUCAGUCAUACAAUGAGUUUGUCUUGAGAGUGGGUAUUAAUGUGGGUCCAGUGGUUGCCGGGGUGAUCGGGGCACGGCGACCUCAGUAUGACAUCUGGGGGAACACGGUCAACGUGGCCAGCAGGAUGGACAGCACUGGAGUGCCAGGGAAGAUACAGGUGACUGAAGAGGUGUACCGCCUGCUGAAUACCAACUAUGACCUGGUGUGUCGUGGCAAAGUCAGCGUCAAAGGCAAAGGUGAGAUGCUGACCUACUUCCUGGAAGGCAAGGUUCAGGGCGUGGGCACCGUGACCACCUCCUCAGUGGUGCGUUCCGCCAGCCUGGCGCGCCGGAUCCACUCCUGUGGCAAGACCAGCGUGCCGACCAAUCUGGGCAGCGUGUCCUCCGCCGCCAGCCUGAAUGCUUUUGCCAGCAUGGGCAGCAACAUGCAGAUGAACACCGCCAACAGCAGCAACAGCCAAGCAACAUGCCUGCCCUCCCCCUGCGUGCCCGCGGUGGGUGAGGAGGACGAGGAGGACGUAGAGGUGACAGAGAUUCAGAUCGAGGCCGUCGCAGCUGUUGCGGACGUUGCAGUGUAG